AAAACUCACACUGCCGUCCCUGACACAGAUGGCUGUCGUUCGUUAGGGUGUGUUUACAAGCAUAUGGGCACUUGAAAAAAUUAAAGGAAGACUCAAAUCCACCAUCGCUUCAAGCGCUCCACCCUCACCGCCACAACUCGCCUCCAGCCCGGAGCAACCCAAGUUACCCCACCGUUGCCGGCCUUGACCCUAAGCCAUAUCACAGCAGUUUUGCUACUCCGCCAACCAGAUUGCUGAGCCGUAGCAAUUCUUCUUCUCUGCAACCGGUUUUUCGGUCACUGAUUUAUUAUUUUGUUUUUUAAGCAUUUUAUAUGGGAAGCAUGUAUACUUGAAAAACCUUUUCUCUGUUCGAUGGUUUGGAUUUUGGAGUUGGCUUCAGUUUCUUUACUGAAUUUGAUGUUUGUGAUGAGUGAGUUUUGGUGUUUGUAAUGUUGUCUGGUAAUAGUGGUUUUUUUUUUUUUUUUGGGUAAAUAUGAUGGAACAAAAGGCUCUACUUGAUGAAGAUAAUGGAGAGGUGACAUCCUGACUUUUGCAUAUCUAAAAAUUAAAUUUACUUUCCAUGUUUGAUGCUUGAAGUUGAUGAAACAAGUUUAAUUAUUGAGACUAGGUUUAUCUGGGCACGAAUAACUCAACUUUACAAUAAAAUUAUUUUAAUCUAAAAUACCUGAUAUAGUUAGUUUAAUUGGUCUUUAUUAGGAGAAAAAUAAAUUAUAUCCGUGAGAAGACAUUAUCUCUUCCCCUUUUUUCCCUUAUUGAUUGGUUAUGGUUGUUCAAGCUUAGCAAUUGAGUAAUAUUAUACAUAAAAACAAAUUCUACAAAUUUAUUCGUAGAAUCUAAGGUGGUUGCAUCUGAUUGUGUGAUUUUGAAGUGAUAGAAAAAGUAAAUAAUCAUCUGGCUUAAUCACAAAAUGCGACAUCAGUUUUUACUGAUAAAUUUAUAUUAUUUGUUUGUAUGCAUAGUUUUAUUCCUUAGUUAUUUAGAUCUAAUUCAAAUUAUGAACACUGUUCUGGAAUUAAUUAGGUCCAUAUUUUUAUCAGCCAACAGUAGCAACUGACGCAGCAGCUUAUUGGUCAUUGAUGAUUGUAUAAUGGAUACCAAGUUCAUUCUUUUACGAAGGCUUGCAAGAUUUGUAAAACCUUCCUUGACUCAUAGGUCAAGUUCUGUUCUUCUGGAACCUUUGAGACUUAUUGGUUUUUCUGAGAACAAGUCUUCUUAUGGCAGCUUAAUUACUGCUCCUAGAAACUUUUGCUCUAGCCCUCUUAAUCCUAGUUCUGACUCUCAAGUGCCUACUGCCAUCGACUAUCAUUCUCUUCUGCAGGAGGAUGAGUUUCACAGGCUUGCUAACUCUACAAUCCAUGAUUUGCAAGAGAAAUUUGAGGAAUACGGCGAUAUUGUCCAAGUUGAUGGAUUUGAUGUAGACUAUGGGAAUGAGGUUUUGACCCUGAAGCUUGGAGCUCUGGGUACUUAUGUGUUGAACAAACAAACACCGAAUAGACAAAUAUGGUUAUCUUCUCCUGUGAGCGGUCCUUCCAGAUUUGACUGGGAUCGAAGUGCUCAAGCUUGGGUAUAUAGACGAACUAGAGCGAACUUGUCAAAAAUUUUUGAAAGUGAGUUGGAGCAAUUAUGUGGUGAGCCCAUCAAUCUUUCUUCAAGUAGUUAAAGAUACUCUGAUGUAUUAUUCUAUAAGUUUUCCUUUUUCAUUUUCCUGUUACAUAUGUAGACUUGAGGUAGUUUGCAUGCCUAUUCACUAGAUGAUAUAUCCGUUUGGUACGUCUUUUUUUUUUGGGUUUGUAACAACCAUUCAGUAUCGUAACAAAGUUUUAAAUAUGACAGAGAUUCAAAC
This is a messenger RNA of Mangifera indica (mango), 1843 nucleotides long. RefSeq names its product frataxin, mitochondrial-like. NCBI's taxonomy places the organism in Eukaryota, Viridiplantae, Streptophyta, Magnoliopsida, Sapindales, Anacardiaceae. Gene Ontology annotation, molecular function: ferroxidase activity; iron chaperone activity; 2 iron, 2 sulfur cluster binding. Gene Ontology annotation, biological process: iron incorporation into metallo-sulfur cluster; intracellular iron ion homeostasis. The record is from RefSeq and is a predicted model, not a curated record. The coding region runs from base 1088 to 1660 and encodes 190 amino acids. The transcript has 5 exons. Gene Ontology annotation, cellular component: mitochondrion.